AGAGGCAGGAACGAGCUGUGCACAGGGCAGAGUGUGUGAGCAGCAGAGAGGGAGAGCGGUAGAGAGACACACACUCUGACUGACUGACACUAACCUGCAAGAACGCUCACUUUCGAGCGCCACAGAGAGAGAGAGAGAGAGAGAGAGAGAGAGAGAGAGAGAGAGAGAGAGAGAGAAAGAGAGAGAAAGGUAAAGACAGGUAAAUCAGUUGGACCUCCUCCUCCUCCUCCUCCUCCUCCUUCUUCUUCUUCUUCUUCUUCUUCUGCUUCUUCUUCUUCUUCUUCUUCUAUGAUGAUGGACGAUUACACGCUCCCCUUCUGGAUUUACCUGGGUGUUCUCGCCGUGUUUGUCGGUGGAGCCAUGAAGAAGAUUUUGGCGUCCCACCUGAGCACCGCCCCCACGCUGGUGGCGUGGCUGGGGGUCACCGUGCUGGCGGAGCGCCUGUGGGCGUUCUGCAUGCCGGCCCUGCUGCUUCUGAUGCUGCUCGGCCUCGUCUGGUGCCUCCACGCCACCACCAGGACCCGACCGCCGCCCCCCCCGCUGUCUGCACAGGGCAAGGCUGUCUUCAUCACAGGAUGCGACUCUGGGUUCGGGCAUGCGACUGCGAAGCGCCUAGAUUCUCUGGGCUUUGAAGUGUUUGCCACAGUGUUGGAUCUGUCAGGAGAAGGCGCCAGAGAGCUGCAGAGGACCUGCUCGCCCCACCUCACCCUCCUCCAGGUGGACAUCACCCAGUCACAGCAGGUGGACCAGGCCCUGCUGGACACCAGGGCCAAACUGGGCCCCAGAGGUCUGUGGGCGCUGGUGAACAACGCUGGAGUGUGUGUGAACUAUGGAGAUGCCGAGCUGUCGUUGAUGUCAAACUUCCGUGGCUGCAUGGAGGUCAACUUCUUCGGCACGCUGAGCGUCACCAAGAGCUUCCUGCCGCUGCUGCGACAGGCCAAAGGUCGCGUCAUCACCAUCUCCAGCCCCGCCGGCGAUCAGCCGUUUCCGUGUCUGGCAGCGUACGGAGCGUCGAAGGCAGCUCUCAACCUCCUCAUCGCCACUCUGCGCCACGAGCUGGAGCCCUGGGGGGUGCAGGUGUCCACCAUCCUGCCGUCCUCGUACAAGACAGGCCAGUCCACCAACCAGGCCUACUGGGAGAAGCAGCACCGACGGCUGCUCCAGGGUCUGUCUCCAGCGCUGCUCGAGGAGUACGGCGAGGACUACGUGACGGAGACCAAGGAGUUGUUCCAGAGCUACGCCAGCCACGCCAACCCCGACCUGACCCCCGUGGUCGACGCCAUCGUGCAGGCGCUGCUGUCGCCACAGCCCCGGGUGCGGUACUUCGCGGGCCCCGGCGUGGGGCUCAUGUACUUCAUCCACAGCUACUGCCCCUCCAGCAUCAGCAACCGCUUCCUCCAGAAACUGUUUGUGAAGAAGAAGCUGAUGCCGCGCGCCCUGAGGAAGCAGUCGAGCUUCGACCUGGACCUCAGCCUCCACAACAACAACAACAACAACAACGAGGAGGAGAAACUCAAGUAGCUGUGGUAGAAACCACUAGAGGACCACUUCCCACAGCUGUGACAUGUACAUCUGUGUGUUGUUCCAUUGUGAUGCACCAACAUUGUUUAUUUUAGUCUCUGUAAUGUCUGGCCCUGUGGCGCCCCCGUGUGGACGCUGCUGACACUGGCGAGUGGGCAGGGUCAGUGUGGGUCGAUUGAUGUGGUUUGUUUUUCACUUUCAGCUUCACGUUGAGCUUGUUACGUCACUUCUCACUGAACGUGUUCAUCGCUGUGACGUCAGGACGCAGUGACACUGUCAGGUUACAGUCACGCACCAGUCGACCCCGACACACUGCCCGACUCCGCCCAGCUGGUCUUUAACACAGUUCAAAUCCACGUUAUCUGGAGCUAGCAUGCUAACCAGCCAUCUCCUCUCGUAAUACCACUUUGUGCCUCAAGAGGCGACAGUGAGUCCCUUUAGCAACUAAUCGGCCUACGGGACCAAAGACUUAGAUUUAGAUUAAGGAUCUGAGUGACCCCCCCGACUCACUGCCCCCUGUUGGUUCUGAGAAUGAACUCCACAGAUCGACCCUUAAACUGUGACGAUACUUUCACCACAUCACAACAACACAACAACACAAACGUGUGCGUUGUCUUGAGGGGCCCACGAGGAGCAUGGAUGUGCGUUUAGCGUUAUCCGUGUAGGACCGAACCUCGACUCUACACCCACGAGUGAAACUCAGGAUUAAGUCCAGAUUAAAGUCGACGUCAAGGCUCAUUGUUAUUAUUUAUGAUUGUUUAUCGAUUAUUCAGAGAAACAGUGGAUCAUCGUUAGUUUGACUGAUGAUGAAACUUCUGUGCCGAUCUUGGUCAUCGAUGGGAGGGGUGGUGCACGAAGCGUACUAACUCCUCCCGGGUGGCGAGAGACUGUGAAACAAGCGCGCUCAGUGAAACGAGCUGCUGCAGUGACCUGUCCAUCAGCCAGCGCAUGUCCUGCAUCACAGGAAGUGCAGAGUCGAUCCUUUCAAAACAAAAGUACACGGUAGCUUUCACAUGUUUUAUACUUACACAACCAAUUAUACUCACGCUAAUCUUUUUACUCGUCUGUGAAUAAAAAACAAUCAACCAGUGAUCACAUGAUCUGCUUCAUCCAAUCAGGUCGGAAUUAUUUUCCUAUUGUACCGUCUAAAUAUUUCCAUGAACUGUUGUGGUUUAAAAUAAAAGACAGUUUCUACUGUGUGCUCAUUAAAUCUGAUCACGAUGUUAUCGACGAGCAGUUUGAAAACAUUGUGUGUAAAUAUUUUUAACUUCGAGUUUUUUAUUGUUUUAUCUCAAGUGUCACAUGUAAAAACAACAUCAAGUCAAAUUUUUGCACCAUCACAAAUAAUAAUAAUCAUAAUAAUUUCUUCUAUAGUUUCUCUGUGAAAUCCAGUUUCUCCUUCGGAUUCAGGAAGUUUCAUGUCUGUGAUUAAAAGUCUGAUUUGUUUGUUCAUCUGUGACGAAUUCAACAAAAUCCAAACUUCAACACAUUUCAGACGUGUGCGUUGUGUUGUGAUGUUUCUGGAACCUUUGUUGUGUGUUCGGGGAGCGUGUUGUGUUUGGCAUCGUCUCACUUUUGGUUUUCAGCUGAAAUAUUUAUGUCGUCUUUUCACUCAAACUGUGAAUUUUGUAUGAAAACGUAAAAAACAACAAAAAAAAUAUGUAAGAUGUUUUUUCUUUGAUAGAAAUAAACUCAACUUUUUACACUU
Molecule: messenger RNA, 3229 nt
Organism: Pleuronectes platessa (European plaice)
Lineage: Eukaryota; Metazoa; Chordata; Actinopteri; Pleuronectiformes; Pleuronectidae
Gene: hsd11b2
Product: hydroxysteroid (11-beta) dehydrogenase 2
Exons: 5
Coding region: 289-1521 (410 amino acids)
Molecular function (GO): oxidoreductase activity
Source: RefSeq, a predicted model, not a curated record